Pyrgilauda ruficollis (rufous-necked snowfinch) is the source of this 2451-nucleotide messenger RNA. It is a transcript of the gene SGIP1, whose product is annotated as SH3GL interacting endocytic adaptor 1. The transcript has 25 exons. Gene Ontology annotation, cellular component: plasma membrane; cytoplasm; clathrin-coated pit. NCBI's taxonomy places the organism in Eukaryota, Metazoa, Chordata, Aves, Passeriformes, Passeridae. The coding region runs from base 1 to 2451 and encodes 816 amino acids. The record is from RefSeq and is a predicted model, not a curated record. Gene Ontology annotation, biological process: clathrin coat assembly; clathrin-dependent endocytosis.
AUGGGGGAAGAUGUCCCUGCCCGUGGGGAGCAGGGACUGAAAAAGCGCACCAGGAAGGCCUUUGGCAUACGCAAGAAAGAAAAGGACACUGAUUCCACGGGGUCACCAGACAGGGAUGGCAUCCAGCCCAGCCCUCAUCCCAAUGAUCCAACUUCCAAUAGCAAACCCGAGGGCACGCGGGAAGGAGGAAAUAAAAACGGGAAGAAAACCAACGGAGCCCCAAAUGGAUUUUAUGCAGAGAUCGACUGGGACAGAUACAACUCACCUGAGCUCGAUGAGGAGGGAUACAGCAUCCGACCCGAGGAACCAGGAUCUACCAAAGGAAAGCACUUCUACUCCUCCAGCGAGUCGGAGGAGGAGGAGGAGGCGCACAAGAAAUUCAACAUCAAGAUCAAGCCCCUGCAGGCCAAGGACGUCCUGCGCAGCGCGGCCACCGUGGACGAGCUCAAGGCCUCCAUAGGCAACAUUGCACUUUCUCCAUCCCCUGUGAGGAAAAGUCCGCGGCGCAGCCCGGGGACGAUUAAAAGGAAUUUAUCCAGUGAGGAGAUCACGCGGCCCCGGCGCUCCACGCCCACGCCAGACCCCGCCAGCAAGAAACCCGCGGAGGAUCCGGCGGCGCUGGCCCCGCUCUUCGGGCCCCCGCUGGAGUCAGCCUUCGAGGAGCACAAGCUGGAGGCUCCUCUGGACCAGCCUGAGAUAUGGGGGUCAGUCCAGCCCAUCAACACAAACGUAGAGUCCCCAAAACUUCCAAGACCUUUUCCAACUGGAACCCCUCCGCCGCUCCCCCCGAAGAACAUCCCGGCCACGCCGCCGCGCACCGGCUCCCCCCUGCCCCCGGCCAUCGGAGGGGACCAGGCAGCAGCAGAGCCCAAACGGGACAAACUCCCGUCCAUCAAUGACUUGGACAGCAUUUUUGGCCCCGUGCCGUCCCCCAAAUCUGCUGCUGCCACCGCGGAAGACAAGUGGGUCAAUUUUUCCGACCAAUCCCCGGAAAACGCGCCUCCGGAGUUGUCGCCCCGGGAGAAAGCGGCGUCGCCACCGGCGGCCGCGGGCAGCCCGGCCAGCGCUCCGGCCGAGCCUCCCCGCCCGCUGCCCUCGCCGCUGCAGCUGGAAGACGCUCCCAAGAAGCUUCCCGAGCAGCCCCACCUUAAGGAUGAUUCCGCCGAGCCCGUCGCCUCUCCCAAAGAUUUUGGGCCGGGCCAAAGGGGCACCCCGCCGCCCCCUCCGCCGCCCACCUACCGCGCCGUGGUCUCGUCCCCCGGACCGGGCACGGGAAGCACCAGCGGUUCCUCGUCCCCGGCUCGCCCCGGAACGCCGCUGGCCACGUGUGGCACCCCCCCGCCGCCGCCGCCCCGGCCCCCGUCCCGGCCCAAGCUGCCCCCGGGCAAGCCCCCCGUCAGCGAUGUGUCCAGGCCUUUUAGCCCUCCCAUCCACUCCUCCAGCCCUCCUCCGAUAGCACCUUUAGCCCGUGCUGAAAGUACUUCUUCCAUAUCUUCCACCAAUUCCCUGAGUGCAGCCACCACUCCCACCGUUGAGAAUGAACAGCCUUCCCUCGUUUGGUUUGACAGAGGAAAGUUUUAUUUGACUUUCGAAGGCUCGUCACGGGGCCCCAGCCCCCUGACCAUGGGGGCACAGGACACCCUGCCCGUGGCCGCCGCCUUCACCGAAACCGUCAACGCGUACUUCAAAGGGGCUGACCCCAACAAGUGCAUCGUGAAGAUCACGGGGGAGAUGGUGCUGUCCUUCCCGGCGGGCAUCACCCGACACUUUGCCAACAACCCCGCCCCAGCCGUGCUCACCUUCCGCGUGCUCAACUUCAACAGGCUGGAGCACGUCCUGCCAAACCCCCAGCUCCUCUGCUGUGACAACGUGCAGAGUGACUCCAACUCCAAGGAGUUCUGGGUCAACAUGCCAAAUCUGAUGACUCACCUAAAGAAGGUAUCGGAACAGAAACCUCAAGCCACCUAUUACAAUGUGGAUAUGCUCAAAUACCAGGUGUCUGCCCAGGGUAUUCAGUCUACUCCAUUAAACCUUGCAGUGAGCUGGCGGUGUGACCCUGCAAGCACUGACCUGCGCAUCGACUACAAAUACAAUACAGAGGCAAUGACCACGCCUGUAGCUCUAAACAACGUCCAGUUCCUCGUCCCCGUCGACGGAGGAGUAACCAAACUUCAAGCUGUGCUUCCUCCUGCUGUCUGGAAUGCUGAACAGCAAAGGAUAUUGUGGAAGAUCCCUGAUAUCUCCCAGAAGUCAGAAAAUGGAGGUGUGGGGUCGCUGCUGGCGCGGUUCCAGCUCUCGGAGGGGCCGAGCUCGCCGGCCCCGCUGGCCGUGCAGUUCACCAGCGAGGGCAGCACCCUGUCCAGCUGCGACAUCGAGCUGGUGGGCGCCGGCUACCGCUUCUCCCUCAUCAAGAAGAGGUUUGCGGCAGGUAAAUAUUUGGCGGAUAACUGA